AUGUCCACCGAGGGCACCGGCUCUCCCCAACGCGAAGCAACCCCUACAACGACCCCUACCAUCACCUCCAUCCCACAAAAACGCGCUCUAGAAGACGACCACCAACCUACUGUCUCUUCCCCCUUGAACCCAGACUUCAAGCCCUCAAAACCCCAAGAUGAAGCAGCUCUGGCACGAGAACGGGCACCUCGAGCCAAAAAGGAGUCCCUGAAAAAGCGCGAAUCGAAAGCUGGAUCCCUUGCGCCAGAUACCAGCGCGAGAGCUACUCCAGAUCCGAAAGCAGGGACUGAGAAGAAGAGCAAGAAGAAUGAGGCGCCGCCGGCUCCUAUGCGAUAUAAGCUGCCUCCGCCCAAGUUGACAGAUUUUGAGCCCCCAAGAGGUCCGAUUUUCAUCCCGAGUCAUGCGAAAACUGCACCCGAUGGGUCGGAGAUACAGUUUAAUGAGACGACGGACCAUGUGUAUAACAAGAAAGCUUUCCAUUACACGCAUUGUAUUGCUGAUCCAGCUUUCCCAGCUUCUCUCUAUUACAGGCAAUCAGAAACCGAGCCCUUCGAGCCACGACUGAAUUUCGAGGAUACUUCGACACACAUGUUCUUGGAUGAAUCUGGAAAGCAUGUCACUACGGAUAAAGGGUUCAGAAUGGCGAAGGCGAACGUGGGUGUACGAGAGGGGAGAUGGUAUUGGGAGUGUAAGAUUACCAGCGGAAUACCAAAGCGGAAACGAAGUGAUGGCGGGGGCCAUAUUCAGGAGGAGAGCGCAAAUGGGCAUGUGCGGAUGGGGUGGGCAAGAAGAGAAGCUACGCUAGAUGCGCCAGUAGGGUUUGAUGCCUACAGCUACGGACUUCGAGAUGUGGCAGGCCAGAAAGUGUACAUGUCGCGGCCGAAGGAUUUCUUCCCGCCAGGAGAGGAUAUCAGAGAAGGAGAUGUGAUUGGACUGGAGAUCAACCUGCCAUCAGAAACAUUACAUCGGAAGGUUGUGGAGGGCAAUUACAACCCUGCGGUCGAUCUUACAGACGACGAGAACCCUGGAAUCGAGAGAGCGGACAUUAUCCGAGACCGGGUCCCCAUCAGAUUCAAGGCACACCUUUAUUUCGAACAGAUUGAGUACCAAGCUGUCAAAGAGCUGGAGGAACUCAUGAAUCCUUCACCAGUCAUCUCUUCGAGCGGAGGAAUUAGUUCAGGGCACACUCAGGAUCCAGGACCAACACAUCCAUGCCCGUCUCUGAGAACACUGCCGCAUUCGAGUAUUAAGAUUUAUAAGAACGGAGAGCUCAUUGGCACACCAUUCACCAACCUCUUCGCCUUCCUGCCACCGGCAUCGAAACCACUUGCCCAAGUUGGAGCCCGAGAGGGGUUGGAUGAUGGUAUGCUAGGAUAUUACCCAGCAGUUUCGGUAUUCCGAGGCGGAGCAGCAGAAGUGAACUUCGGUCCACACUUCUGGUAUCCACCACCUGGAUUCGAGGACCAAGACGACGAGGUUGACAUGAUUGGAAGUGACCAGCCCACAACCUCGAAGCUGCAAAAACUGCGAGCAGUGGGUGAACGAUAUGAUGAGCAGAUAGUAGAAGAUAUAGUGUAUGAUAUAGUGGACGAAGUUGAUUUCUGGAUGCAGGAUGGUGGCGUAAGCGGAAAAGGGGCCACGAAUGGCAUGCGUUCUUCAGCGGGCGUCUCGGUGCAGGAUGGGAUGCUUGCUGGUGGUGUUCUGGGAUCUGAGGAGAUCAAGGAGUUGGUGCAGGAUGAUGAGUGA
Messenger RNA from Hyaloscypha bicolor E, 1746 nucleotides. RefSeq lists its product as uncharacterized. Lineage: Eukaryota; Fungi; Ascomycota; Leotiomycetes; Helotiales; Hyaloscyphaceae. Gene Ontology annotation, molecular function: transcription cis-regulatory region binding; protein binding. The transcript is spliced from 2 exons. The record is from RefSeq and is a predicted model, not a curated record. The coding region runs from base 1 to 1746 and encodes 581 amino acids. Gene Ontology annotation, cellular component: Set1C/COMPASS complex.